AUGGACCCUGAGGACGACAGAGGGGACCCGACGGAGGACAGGGCCCUCGAUCAGUCCGGGAAGAACACGGAGGAGCGGGAUGGGGCCGGAUGGUGGUGGCGGGUGCGGCAGGCCUGGCACAUCCGGGUACCCGAGAGCCUGAGGCCCGGUGUGGCGGGAGCAGAUGCUGAGACACAAGUCAUCAUGACUCUGGGGGAGAGGAAUGAGCUCCCGAAGCAUGAGGAAGAUCAUCAAGACCCAAGAGAGGUCCAGUGCCCGGUAGAUGCGCAGCUGUCGGAGGCUGAGGAGGAGGAAGAGGGCCUGUCUCCCCCCUCCUCCACUUACUCCCCUUUGUUUUCGGGUUCCUCCCCCUCCUCCUCCUCUUCCUCUUCCUAUUUCGCCCUGUACCCUGGCACCCCAGAGGAGGGGUCUGCUGCUGGGUCCCCAAGUCCCCCCCAGAGUCCUCUGAGGGCCUGCCCCUCCCCCAGUGCCCUGGCAGGCCCUCCCUGGAGCCAGUCUGAAGACAGCUUAAGCACUUCAGAUGAGGAGCGGUGGGGCGCCGGGGUGGAGCCGGAAGUCGCCCCGCCCGUGGCCCAGGAGGGGUUCCAUGUGAAGGCGGUUGACCUGGUAGCGUUUCUGCUCCACAAGUAUCGCACCAAGCAGCCUACCAGCAAGGCAGAGAUGCUGGAGGUCGUCACCCCAGAAUACCAGGACGACUUCCCAGUGAUCUGGGGCCAAGCGUCCGAGUGCAUGCAGCUGGUCUUUGGCCUAGACUUGAUUGAAGUGGAUCCUAUUGCACACUCCUACGUCCUGGUCACCGUCUUGGGCCUCAGCUAUGAUGGGAUGCUGAGCGGUGAGCAGGGCCUGCCCAAGACCGGCCUCCUGGUGCUGCUCCUGGGGGUGAUCCUCCUGGAGGGCGACUGUGUCCCCGAGGAGAAGGUGUGGGAGGCGGUGGGGGUCAUAGGAGUGUUUGCCGGCAAGCAGCACCUCAUCUAUGGGGAGCCUGGGGACCUCCUCACCCACGUCUGGGUGCAGGAAGGCUACGUGGAGUACCGGCAGGUGGCGGGCAGCGACCCUACUCGCUACGAGUUCCUGUGGGGGCCCAGGGCCUACGAGGAAACCAGCAAGCUGCGGGUCAUGGAGUAUUUGCUGCACAUCAAUAGCAGGCAGCCGGUGUACUUCCCAGCCCAGUCUAAGGAGGAGAGGAGGAGUGAUGAGGAAGAGGGGGCCUGA
This is a messenger RNA of Nyctereutes procyonoides (raccoon dog), 1212 nucleotides long. RefSeq names its product melanoma-associated antigen 8-like. Gene Ontology annotation, biological process: negative regulation of transcription by RNA polymerase II. Bases 1 to 1212 code for a protein of 403 amino acids. Gene Ontology annotation, cellular component: nucleus. The record is from RefSeq and is a predicted model, not a curated record. The transcript has 2 exons. NCBI's taxonomy places the organism in Eukaryota, Metazoa, Chordata, Mammalia, Carnivora, Canidae.